GCCACGCGGCGCGCCGGGGAGCUCCCCUCGAGGCUGAGAGCCGGUCCUUCCACCACCCUGGGCCGCCGCCCUCCGCACCAGGGGCCCGAAUUGCCGCUCCUGGACCCAAGAGCCUGAUCCCCCCUCCUCCGGGACCUCCUGCUUCCCGGCUCCCCAGACUCAAGCUCCCAGCCCUCCUGUCUCAGGACCCAGGCACCCUGACUCCCCGCCGCCAGGAUCUGCGCCAUCAGAACCUAGGCACGUGAAGACCUGCGUGGUGUGGGCGCCCUCCGCCUUCCGGACCCCAAGUUCCAUCCAGAGAAACUCCUAUAUUCCCGAUCCCCAGAGCCAAGAAACCGCUUCUCCAGCUGCCAGCUUUGGAGCGCCCGGCCACAGCUGGAAGAGGGAGUUGCCCCAGUGCCCAGCCUGAGGAUCUCCGACACCCCGUCUUGCCCGCGCCGGGAAGCGAGGCGCGGUGAUUCAAAACUCCAAGGAACUCUUCGAAGUUCCAGCCUCCAGGCUCUGGGCUCAGCUCUCACUUCUAAGGAAAGUCGCGGGAAGGAGCCCCAGGCGUCUCCAGAUUCCAGGCACUAAGGAACCCCGGGGUUUCAUCAUGGUGGCCGAUGUCCCUAAGCAGGACCUCAAGGGGUUCGCAGCGGCGGAGCCCACCGCGAACGGUGUUCCAGUGCUGGUCCCUGCGGAGGACCCAAGCGCGCCAGGAGGCGGCUGCUGCCGUUCCCGGGACCAGGUGCGCCGCUGCCUUCGGGCCAACCUGCUGGUGCUGCUGACGGUGGUGGCCGUGGUGGCGGGCGUGGCGCUGGGGCUGGGGGUGUCUGCGGCCGGCGGCGCGCAAGCGCUGGGCCCCGCGCGCCUGGCGGCCUUCGCCUUCCCGGGCGAGCUGCUGCUGCGCCUGCUGAAGAUGAUCAUCCUGCCGCUGGUGAUGUGCAGCCUGAUUGGCGGCGCGGCCAGCCUGGACCCGAGCGCGCUCGGCCGCCUGGGCGCCUGGGCGCUGCUGUUCUUCCUGGUCACCACUCUGAUGGCCUCGGGGCUCGGCGUGGGCUUGGCACUGCUUCUGCAGCCAGGCGCCGCCUUCAAUGAAUCGAUGGGGGCCAAAGGCACUGAGGGAGAGGCCCACACCAAAGAGGUGCUCGAUUCGUUCCUAGAUCUAGUGAGAAAUAUCUUCCCUUCCAACCUGGUGUCUGCAGCCUUCCGCUCAUAUUCCACCUCCUAUGGAGAGAAAGAGAUCGAUGGAGCAUGGGUGAAGGUGCCUGUGGGAGAAGAGGUGGAGGGCAUGAACAUCCUGGGCCUGGUAGUGUUUGCCAUCGUCUUUGGCGUGGCCCUGCGGAAGCUGGGGCCUGAGGGCGAACUGCUCAUACGCUUCUUCAAUUCCUUCAAUGAUGCCACCAUGGUGCUGGUCUCCUGGAUCAUGUGGUAUGCCCCUGUGGGUAUCAUGUUCCUGGUGGCCAGCAAUAUUGUGGAGAUGGAAGACGUGGGGAAGCUCUUCGCCAGCCUCGGCAAAUACAUCCUGUGCUGCCUGCUGGGCCACGCCAUCCACGGGCUCCUGGUGCUGCCCCUCAUCUACUUCUUGUUCACCCGCAAAAACCCCUACCGCUUCCUGUGGGGCAUCACAACGGCGCUGGCCACGGCCUUCGGGACCUCCUCCAGCUCCGCCACGCUGCCGCUGAUGAUGAAGUGCGUGGAGGAGAGGAACCGUGUCACCAAGCACAUCAGCCGCUUCAUCCUCCCCAUCGGCGCCACGGUCAACAUGGACGGCGCGGCGCUCUUCCAGUGCGUGGCCGCGGUGUUCAUCGCUCAGCUCAAUCAGCGGUCCCUGAACUUCGUGAAUAUCAUCACUAUCCUGGUCACGGCCACAGCGUCCAGCGUGGGCGCUGCAGGCAUCCCGGCUGGAGGUGUCCUCACCUUGGCCAUCAUCCUGGAGGCGGUCAACCUGCCGGUUCACUACAUCUCCUUGAUCCUGGCUGUGGACUGGCUGGUGGACCGAUCCUGUACCGUCCUCAACGUGGAAGGUGACGCCUUUGGGGCGGGGCUCCUCCAGAAUUAUGUGGACCGUUCGGGGUCUCAGAGCUCGGUGCCUGAGUUGAUCCAGGUGAAGAGCGAGCUGCCCCAGGCCCCGCUGCCAGUCUCCACUGAGGAGGGGAAUCCCCUCCUCAAACGCUGUCCUGGAUCUGCUGGGGAUGCUGACCCCUGUGAGAAGGAAUCAGUCAUGUAAACUCUAGUGGGGACCUUCCCCGACCCAGCGGGGACACUUUGUACAUCAGGAUGGUGAGAGAUGGAUGAAAGGACAAAUGGAACUCUUUGGUCACUGCCCCCACAUCUGGGGAACCAGAGGCCCCCGGCUCCCUCCCCAAAAUCAGAUCGGGAAGGUCUCGCUGCUGGGAGAUAUAUGUGGACCUGUGUGUGCAAGUGUGUCUCCCCAAACCUCCCCGGUCCUCAGCUGCUGUCCCCAACCACAAUUAGGAAACAGCACCUCUGGGAGCCAGCCUGGGCCCCCCAUCUUGGACACAGUCUCAAGUCAUCUUUUGAGAUUGUUGCUUCUUUGAGAGGUCUGCUCUCCGUGUGUGGUGCUGGCUCCUUUGCUCGUCACUUUGGUGGUUGUUGUCUCCGUGUGUGUGUGGGUUGUGGGACUCUCCAUGGUUCACCCUGUACUGGCCCCAGGCCCCCUCUGUUCCCUCCAUAGAUCAGGGGAACACUCCUGGGAACUAUGAGGGGAGGAGGGGCAAUAGGGCAAAUUGCGCUGUCACUCCAGGAGACUUUUUGUAGCAAUGACACAACUAAGUUAUCUAAUCAGACUUUUGUAAGAAUUUGACUAAAAACACUAGCCACACAGGGAAAAAUAAAGAAGCAUGACAAAUUGGACUUUUUUUUUUUUUUUUUAAGAUUUAUUUAUUUAUGCAAGAGCUGGGGUACAGGCCAGAGAUGCAUGGGGUGAGAGGAUUCACCAGACAAAGAGUAGGGAACAGAACAGGGAGAUUGACGAGAGUACACUGCUGAGGGGAAUGGCGGGCGAGUCAGGAGAGGUCUGCUGCGCCAUGUGGGUUGCUCCCUGGCUGGCCAGGGAUCGAACUCAAGCUACAGAGGCUGCGGAUUGCUUCAUAGUGCGGUGAUUAACCCCUUGUGCCACCAGGAAGGCCCCAAAUUGGACUUUUUUUUUUUUUAAGAUUAAUUUAUUUAUAUAAGCACUGGGAACAGUCAGAAGUGGGAGGGUAA
Molecule: messenger RNA, 3207 nt
Organism: Talpa occidentalis (Iberian mole)
Lineage: Eukaryota; Metazoa; Chordata; Mammalia; Eulipotyphla; Talpidae
Product: neutral amino acid transporter B(0)-like
Exons: 8
Coding region: 593-2209 (538 amino acids)
Biological process (GO): L-aspartate import across plasma membrane
Cellular component (GO): plasma membrane
Molecular function (GO): neutral L-amino acid transmembrane transporter activity; symporter activity; L-aspartate transmembrane transporter activity
Source: RefSeq, a predicted model, not a curated record